AUGAAGACGGAGAAGGACGAGGCUGUGCCCACCUUCUCCCUGGGGGGUAAAUAUACCGGAGAGGGGGCAGGUGAGUCUCUUGUGCCACGGCGGGGGGGGUUGGUGAGAGGAGUCAAGGCAGGACAGGGGGUAGAAGCCUUCAGUUGCAGCGAAGCGGCUCUGCCCGGCGGCCCCAUGCCGGUGGCAGGGAGCGGAGGGACCCCAGCCCCGGACCUGCGGCCGCUGAAGCGCAGACCUGUCCCAGGGAAGCACUACCAGUGCUCGAGCUAUGGCUGCAAACUGGCCUUCCCCAGCAUGCAGGAGCUGAUGGACCACCUGAAGGUUCACUACAGACCCACGCAGUCCCUCGAGGGCAAAACCUUCCACUGUCCCACGCUGGGCUGCACAGAGACCUUCCCCAGCAUGCAGGACCUCAUGGCCCACAUGAAGGUGCACUACAAGCCAAACCGCUACUUCAAGUGUGAGAACUGCAUGCUGCGCUUCCGGACGCACCGCUCCCUCUUCAAGCACCUGCACGUCUGCUCCGACAGCGCCAGCAACCCCGCACCACCCCCCAAAGCUGACAAGCCCGUCCUGCCUGCUACCUCUGCCCUGGAGAAGGAACCCCCGGCCAAGCCACCCGAGGGGUUGCCCAAGCUCCCGAGCGUUAUCCGGCCCCCGGAGAAAGAAGCCAUCCUCCCUGGCGCGGACACUGCCCCGGCGGCCCCCGCCGCGCUCCCCACCAGCCUCCCCGAGCUGCCCGGCUCGCUGGAGGCCCUGCCGCUGGUCUCGCCGGCCCCCCACCCCUUCCCGCUGCUGGAACCCAGCCUUUUCGGGCCGUCGUCCUUGACUCGGUUUUCGGGGCCACCCCCCUCCUCGGUGCCGGGGCCGUUCCUGUCCUACGUGCACCCUUCGCCCUACAGCUUGCCCCAGCCCCCGGCGCAGCAUCGCCUCCGGCCCUACAUGCCGGGCCACGGCCCCCCCAUCUCCAACGCCGUCUGGAAGAAAAGCCAAGGUGUGAGUGUCAGCCCACUCCUCCCAUGCUUUGGCUCAGGAGUGACUCCAGGGCACUCCUCCAACAGCCGCAUCGUGUGGGAGCACACGCGGGGCCGCUACACCUGCAUGCAGUGUCCCUACUCCACCGCCUCGCGGGAGGAGAUGACCCUGCACAUCGAGGACCACCGCAAGAACCCCCCGCCACCCGGGCGCCUGGACACAGAGAUGGAUUUCGGGGUGGGCCUCGCCUCCUUCCACGCCAAGCUGACGCCGGAGAUGGAGAACUCCCUGUACUCCCAGCUCUGA
Molecule: messenger RNA, 1281 nt
Organism: Haliaeetus leucocephalus (bald eagle)
Lineage: Eukaryota; Metazoa; Chordata; Aves; Accipitriformes; Accipitridae
Gene: ZNF414
Product: zinc finger protein 414
Exons: 8
Coding region: 1-1281 (426 amino acids)
Source: RefSeq, a predicted model, not a curated record